Rhinolophus ferrumequinum (greater horseshoe bat) is the source of this 690-nucleotide messenger RNA. RefSeq names its product C-C motif chemokine 4-like. Gene Ontology annotation, biological process: positive regulation of GTPase activity; G protein-coupled receptor signaling pathway; lymphocyte chemotaxis. The record is from RefSeq and is a predicted model, not a curated record. Bases 126 to 404 code for a protein of 92 amino acids. Gene Ontology annotation, cellular component: extracellular region. The transcript has 3 exons. Lineage: Eukaryota; Metazoa; Chordata; Mammalia; Chiroptera; Rhinolophidae. Gene Ontology annotation, molecular function: CCR chemokine receptor binding; chemokine activity.
CCCAGUCCUCAGAGUUCCUAUAAAGAAGGGAUCACAUCUCAGUGUCAGCACAGAACACAGUCGGGUUCUGAAGCUCUUUGGUUCUGAAGUCUCAGCUCCGGGAAAGCUUCUCCUCUGCCGAGACCAUGAAGCUCUGCGUGACUGUCCUCUCUCUCCUUGUGCUAGUGGCUGCCUUCUGCUCUCCAGUGCUCUCAGCACCAAAGGACCCAGACCCUCCCACUGCAUGCUGCUUCGCUUACACCCUGCGAAAACUUCCUCGCAAAAUUGUGACGGAUUACUAUGAGACCAGCAACCUCUGCUCCCAGCCAGCUGUGGUAUUCCAGACCAAACAGGGAAAACAAAUCUGUGCCAACCCCAGCGAACCCUGGGUCCAGCAGUACAUGGAAGACCUGGAUCUGAACUGAGCCAAUCCAAGCACAGGGGCAGGAAAUCUCCAGGGAUGGUCACCUGAGCCCGAAGCUUCUCAGUGAGACGCACCCUCUGUAUGUUUCAACUCCUCUCCAUAGUCCCUGAUCCUUCCCUUAAUCUUUACUAUAUGCUGUCUUAUUGUAUUCGGUGUUAUUUCCAACAUUAGAUUCUUUUUUUCCCUAAAGGUCGCAUGUCCCCCAUCUCUCUUUCUCUGCUAUUGUGAGCACGUGGAUAAUGCAGUUGAUUCCAUGUGUUUUCAUAAUAAAACUGAAAAAAAAUGUG